Solea senegalensis (Senegalese sole) is the source of this 6664-nucleotide messenger RNA. It is a transcript of the gene bcorl1, whose product is annotated as BCL6 corepressor-like 1. The transcript has 12 exons. Gene Ontology annotation, cellular component: nucleus. Lineage: Eukaryota; Metazoa; Chordata; Actinopteri; Pleuronectiformes; Soleidae. Gene Ontology annotation, biological process: negative regulation of transcription by RNA polymerase II. The coding region runs from base 703 to 5313 and encodes 1536 amino acids. The record is from RefSeq and is a predicted model, not a curated record. Gene Ontology annotation, molecular function: protein binding; transcription corepressor activity.
GCAUCGUGGUGCUCUCGCUUGCCUGCCGAUGUCAGACACGAGCCCGCAGUGAAAGCCGACUCCGGUUAAACUGACCUGACUUUGCCUCUGAGACACAAACACGCCUUCACUGACCACCGCGAGCCGCAAUAACGUGCACUUUGUUACUUCGUUAGCCCGAUAGCCCCGUUUCAGUUUAGCGCACCGUUACACUCUUUUGGUCGCGAUCCCCAAUUCCCCUUGAGCGGCUGGGAGCUCGCAAUGCAUGCCGGUACCUGUAGUGCUCACCCCUCCCCGCUUGUCUAGCGCGUAACCCUGGGCGUGGAUACGCGAGCACUACAUCUCCCAUGCUGUUGCCGUGCGCACCCUUCUGCCCCUCUCUCCUCUCGCUCACUCUCCCACCAGACUGGAGAUACGGAACGGACUGUCUUGGCGACCUCCCCCCCCUCUCCUCCUCCUCCUCAUACCCUCCCCUCCUCCUCCUCCCUCUCUCCCGCCCCCCCUCUGGACUUUUAGAACCGAAAACCGUCGAGAUCAGUGAAGAGCCUACGGACGGCGGAGAGGCGAUAGGCUCAGACGCGGCCGCACCGGAGUCGCGCCUGUGCGUCGUUCACAUGCCAUCUGGACGAACGGGUUCCAUAUCAUUGACACUGAAUUUCAAGGAAACCUCUCACCUGACUGACUCAGCUACUCCCUAAGGCAUGCUGUGUUAAAGAAACACCUAUGCAGGUGGAUCCUACACUGAUGAAUGUAGAGGAUGGAGGCACGGUGAGCAGAGAGAUCAGUGCUCCAACCAAAGCGUCCACUACUAUGGUGGGGAAUCCGCCCCAGACGCUACCCCCGGAGUUUAGAGGAGAUGUUUCCCUCAGUCAGCAAAACAAGACCACUCCCACGACGGACUGUAAGACGGCCAAAGCCUGCCUGGAAACGAACAGUUUCAACCACAGCCCUGAGCUUUCUUCACCUCACCAGCCCAAUAAUGUACCAAUGUCAGGCUCAGCCCUCAGCAGCGCAGAGAAGAGAGCAGACAAAAGGGCAGAGGCCACUAAACUCAAGUCUGAUGGUGUCUGUGUCUUCCCCACACCGCAGUGGUCAAGUGGUGUAAAAGUCAGCCGGGAGGACUCACUUAACCCCUGUCACAGCAGUUUGACAUCCAGUAAGAAAUCACACCUGCAAACACAGCCGGUGCAGAGUGUACCUCCUGGGUUUCAGUGCUCCGCCAUGUUUAAACCAGCCCAGCCCGUUGCCUUCCUUCCCCCCACUAACUUUUCCUCCCCACUUUGUAAAAUCACUCUACCACCAGCAUUGGGUCAGAUUGCAGCGUUGAGAGAGGCCACGGCCAAUCAGUUUCAGACGGAAAUUCAGCCUCAGAGUUCGGGUCUCAUACGGACCUUUUCCUAUCCGUUCUCGGUGGGCCGGAGUCCGGCUGCUGAGAAAAAAGCCGGCACGUCCGCCUCAAAGCUUAAAUCUAACCAUUCGUCGAGCAAGAACGGCAAAACUAUAGGAGAGCAUAAGUCGUUAGCCUCAGUGGUAGCGUCGCCGGCUAUUGCCUUGCCGUUGCAACAUCCAUCGUUAACCUCUACAGCACCCACCCACUACACGAUUUCCCCCACCGCUGCCAUUUGCUGUGGCUCUGCACUGUCCAGCAUCACCUCACAAAGCAGACUGCUGAACCAUGUGGACAAAGUCAACAGCAUAGACAAGGCAGCCAUUGGCUCCCUCAAAACCUCACUCCCCGCUGCUUCAGAGGAGCUCACAGCUCCUCCCAUCGAACCGAGAGACGUACCCCUCGAUUUGUCUGCUAAAUCGAAACGUCCAAAAUGCACGGCUGACCCUCCUCCCGUUGCUCUGACGGACCCUCUCAACGCUGAGUCAAAUCAGAGAGAGUUUCUGAACUCAAAAAGGACUCCUGCAACGUAUAGCUCUGUGGUGCAAUACCCCAUCUUACCCAAUACCCACAGAAACGGGUCUCAUCAAAAGCAAACACAGAAUCACCAGGUCCCAGAGUCCAAACCAACCUGGGGAAAGGCAUCUUCACAAGACUCUUUAAAGAACAUCCCCGGGACAUAUGUAGGUGUUGCGAGUCCCAUACUGGCGUCUACUCUGCGGGGCAAAGAUGGAACAGGGACGUUUGCGGAUGAAUUUCAGAGUUUUGCAAAGCAGGAGUUUAUAUCCAUCAUUGACCAAGGAGAGCAUCUGGCCUCGGGGGGAAAGAAGCCAUCCUGUCUGAUGAAGGGCAACCAGCAUGCUCACAGUGUCAAGCACGUUAAAAACACCAGCACAUCCAUAAUUAAGAACUGUCCGUCUAAAGGAGCGCUAUCAGCCGCCCUGUCGAGCUCUGCUAACGCUCAGAUUCACCCCAAGUCAGGACCAGGCAAAACAGCAGUGCCAUUCUCCGCCAGUGUUGUCAGUCCUGCUUGGCAACAGCAGUCUCAUCUUCCUCACCAAGCCGCCUCUGUUCAGAGGAAAGUCACGCAUGGAUCCCCCAAGAACAAGGGGACCUCAGUUCCAGAAGGAUCCAAGUUUCAGGGUACUCAUCACAGCCCGUCCCAUCUUGAGGAUGAUAAGUGGGAGAGAAUGAAGUCUCCCUUGUCUAAACUUACAUCUGUUGCAAAGCAACAAGCUCUGGAAACAACUGCACUGACCACGGAGGGCAAUGGUCCGGCACCGCCGCCUGUUGCAUCUAGAAAAGCUGAUGUAUUGAACACUGGGAGCCAUGAAACACAAUCUAAACAUUCUGCUUUUGAAUACCCGCCAUACUGGUCUGUGGAUAAAUGGCGUGGUGUGGCAUCUCAAGGGGAUUUUACUUCGAAGCGGCACGAGAAAGCGCACACCACCGAGCCUUUGGAGAAUAAUACUGAGUUACACACCAGUCAGGGGGAACACCCGGGACUACAAAUAAAGCAGGGCUCUUCAAAGCCGGCGAGCCAGUCUCAUCUGUUUGGGAGCAAUGCAUCAAUAAAUGAGAAAAGGAUGGAAAGCAAACUAGCCCAGGUGUUGGAGGGGGAGAUAUUGAAGAAAGAAAGUGGGGCGUUAGACAGUCCUCCCAGUGAAAAAUUAGAGGGCAUGGUUGCCUCUAUUCUUAAAGGCCAGUGUGGAGCAGGGGGCGACAAGUUCAAGAAAACAACGAAUGGAACCAAAGAGGAGUCGCCAGCCAAAGCAAAAGCUGCUCCCAUCAAACAAAAGAAAAGCAGUCCUAAGACGCCAGCAAAGGAAAAGUCACCUACGGACCUGACAAAGAAGCUGGCCGGAAAGAAAAAGCAGGACGCGGAAAACACACCAACCAAAGUAUCCUGUAUAAAGAAACAGAAGAAGAAAUGUGCACCUGUGCCGGAGCAGAAUCUACCUGCGAGAAAACUUUACCCUCAGAGUAAAGAGCCAGCUCUGAAGGACAAGAUCAGUCCCAACAAGGUUGAGCAACCGACCCAGAAGAAACCAGUUACAGGAAACAGCAGCAGUCCUGCGAGUGUAGACACCCCAGGCUCGCUCAGCAACUCCACCGCAUCCAGUAAUGACACGGAGAGCUCCUUCCCAAGGCUGAGGAGAGGACGGCGGCGAGUCGAUGAGGCUCGACUUGACCUCUGGGGCUUCGCAACACCUUCCCCUCCACCCCCACCGAUGCCGCCUCCUCCUCCUCCACCACCUCCGCCUCCUUCAACUUCCCCGUCACCCCCUCUCGUUCCCAAGCCACCUGCCCGCCGUCCAAGAGGGAGGCCUCGUUCAACACCGCUGCCAGAGCGGGAACAUCAGGGCAAGAGCAAGGCGAGCAGCGCGGAAGGAGACACACCCGCGCAUAAGAAGCGCCGGCGAUGUCGGAGCAAAAAGUAUCAGACCGGGGACUACAUCACUGAGAGGGAAAGGCUUGAAGAUGGAGUGCACGUCGCAGGAUCUGACUCCCUGAGACAAGACGCUGGAAGUCCAACAGGUCCGCAGAGGGAGCCGUGUCCGAGUCCCGUUACGUCCAGCCCGGAGCCUCCUCCGCUGAGACCCUCGCUCACUCGCUCAGGGUCCGUCCGCUACCAGGAAAGUGAGCCCGAGUGCAGCGAUAAACCCUCAGGGAAGAGGAAGUUCAAGAGCAAGCACCUGUGCGACAGUGAGGAGCAGAAGACAAAGACCAAACGCAGCAGCUUGGGUAAGCGCGGUGCCUCACUGGCCCUGGACGACAGUGCUGAUGUAAAAAGAACAGCGAGCCCUCCACCGGCUCCAAAAAGCUUGCCGUCCUCCCCCUCCAAGAGAGGCUCAUCAGGUAGAAGCAGCGGUUCGGAGUCGCCGCCUAAAAGACCCGUUCCUCCAGAGGUCCGCCGGCUCAUCGUCAAUAAAAACGCCGGGGAGACGCUGCUGCAGCGCGCCGCCCGUUUGGGCUAUCAGGACGUAGUCCAGUACUGUCUCGAGAAGGACAUCAGGGAGGUCAACCGACGCGACAACGCCGGUUACACGGCCCUGCACGAGGCCUCCUCCAGGGGCUGGACUCAGAUUGUCCAGAUACUGCUGAAACACGGAGCCGAUGUCAACUGCAGCGCUCAGGACGGGACACGACCCCUCCAUGAUGCAGUAGCGAGCGACAAUCUACCGAUCGUCUGGUUGCUUCUGAACCACGGUGCUGACCCCACUCUGGCGACCUACUCUGGACACACGCCGAUCAAACUGGCACAAAGCCUGAGCAUGAAGACCUUCCUCACAGAAUAUUUCACCGACCUGGAAGGCCGAAUUGAGCAGGACUCCACUCUACCCUGGGAUUUCUACGGCAGCUCCCUGUUUGAGACGGAGCAGGAGCCAUGCUGGGAUUUCCUCCUGUCUGAGCAGAACCAGGAGCUGGAGGAGAACCCGUCAGUGAAGAGUGAACACGACGACUCGGACAGAGACUGUCUCACAUUUGAGUUUUCCUCCGAGCCUUUCCUGCCCUGCUUUCACGUCCAGGUGUCACUGACACAGGGCUUCUGCAACUGGUUUCUUCUCACAGACGUCCUGAAGCGUCUGAAGAUGUCGUCACGGAUCUUCCGGGCGCGCUACCCGCACUUGGAGGUGGUGAGUCUGCCACGCGCCGAGCUCUGGAGGCAGGUGUCGAUCAGCCAGGUGAGCUCCGCUUUAGCUUCACCCUACAAAGGCAAAAACAAGGAGGAGGAAGAUGUGGAGAGGAAGGAGAGGGCGGAGAAGGAAGAAGAGGAAGAGGAGGAGGAGGAGGGACUUAUGGAUCUGGUUCGCUGUGUACCAGAACUCCAGAGACUUCUGGGCUCGUCCAUUCACGUCCUACAAGACGACGAUGAGGAUGAGCAGCAGCAGGAGGUGGAGGAGGGAAAGACGUUGAAAAAGACGGGGAAGCCUCGCGGCCGAUAGCCUCUCUCUUGCAAAACACUCACUCCAAGUUCAAGUGUCUCGAUUGUCCCCCACGUUUUUUCAGCUCAAGGGAAAAACCGUCUCCGUCCAGUGAAGCGAGGCUCGGCGGGAUUCAAUUUCAGUGACAACAAUGACUCGACACUCCGCCAAUAUAACUUUUGACCUCAGACAGAACGUGAUUUACAGGAUCACGCGGACCUCCUCAGUGCAGGAAUAGCAGCUUUCAGGUUCCUAUAUAAAGGUAUAUUUGAAUAUAAGAAAACUAUUGAGCAAACCUUUUUUUAUGGCUUAGGUAUGUACAUGGUAGUGUAUAUGUAUAUCUUGCCAUCAGGGGUACCACAUUUGGUUAUAUAUAUAUAUAUGGAUUCUUGUGGCAAGGAAAAAGGAUUAUGUUUUUGGUUUUUUUUUACUUUGUUCCUGAGGGAAAGUGUUUUUUUUGUUUCUUUGUUUUUUUUUGUUUGGAGAUAAUCCAAGACUUUUAUCUUGGUGGACUCUUGCGCGAAGACCGUCGGCUCAGAUUUUGGUUUCUCUGUGGACCUGUGAUGAAACGUGGAGACCAUGGCACAUAACAUCAUCAUCUUUUAUUUCCUUUCACACGUCACUUCAAUGGCUAGUUUGACUGAACAGUUUAGGGUUGUUUUCCUUAUUUCACAAAGAAAAGCCUGCGAGAAAAUCAUGUUUUUCAUGCAUUAGUUUUACAUUAGUCGUCGUGUUUUUUUCUUUCCUCCUGAACUGAUACAGAAUCCUGUGGAUCUCUCUCAGAGGAAAAACGUCGGCCCUCCAAACUGCAGCCACGACUGUCUCCUGCGUCCCCGCUGUGGUGUUUCCAGAUCCUUUUUUUUUGAGUGCUUUUGUGUUGCAGUGUUUUACUUACACUGUUUUGUUGUUGCCUAAUUUAAUAGUCAUUAAUAUAUUUGACCUCUUGUGUAUCGGGACAAGCCUCUAUCUAUGGAAAAAAAAAACAUUGCUUUGUAUGUUUGGUGCUUCAUUUUUGAAAAUGUACUUAUUAGGAUCCCUUUAUUCUGAGAUUUUCCUCCUCUUUCAAGAAAAACAAACAAAAAAAAAAGCAGUAUUUCAGAACAGCUAAAGUACAGUUUUAUUGUACUGGUGCUACUGUACAAUAGAUUUUUGUGUUGACAAUCAAUGAAGUUUUGGUUUUGAAGUCACAAACUAAUAAAAAAAAAGAUAUUUAAGAUGAAGAGACUUGAAGGUGUAAAGAAAAAGUAUAGUUUAGUUAAAGGGGUUACCGUGAGACGAGAACAGGCUGAGGAGCGUGUGAGAUCUUGAACGAGCCUUUUAUUUGAUUCUUUUAUAAGAAAUCGACAAGAAUAAAGCAUGAUUGUGAAUCAUA